Messenger RNA from Parnassius apollo (apollo), 3123 nucleotides. NCBI's taxonomy places the organism in Eukaryota, Metazoa, Arthropoda, Insecta, Lepidoptera, Papilionidae. The record is from the annotation of a GenBank genome assembly.
AUGGGUGUGGGUGGCGCGCUGCUGGAGGCGGCGGCGCGGGGCGCCGCGGCGCGGCUGGCCAGCUUGCUGCGCGCGGCCCCGCACGAACGGGACGCCAUAGACGAGAACGGAUGCAGUGCCUUGCAACGCGCGGCUGCAGACGGCCACGUAGAGGUUGUGCGACUACUCCUGGAGCAUGGAGCCGACCCAAACAAGCAAGAUCAUGUGCAUGGCAAUACCGCGUUGCACGAGGCCGCGUGGAAGGGUUAUUCUCGUUGUGCGGCACUGUUGGCUCGCGGCGGGGCGGAGUUAAGAUCUCGGAACGCUGCGGGCUUCGCCCCGCUGCACCUGGCCUGCCAGAAUGGACACAACCAGACCUGCCGCGAACUACUACUGGCCGGGGCGCAACCGGACUUGCAGAACAAUUACGGUGAUACAUCAUUACACACUGCUGCCCGGUACGGCCACGCUGGUGUUACACGUAUCCUCAUAUCAGCACAAUGCAAAGUCUCAGAGCAAAAUAAAAACGGCGACACGGCCUUACAUAUUGCAGCCGCAAUGGGUCGUCGAAAAUUAACAAGGAUAUUACUAGAAGCGGGCUGCGACAAAUCUUUACGAAACCAUCAAGGAGAAACGGCCAGAGACAUCGCUACUAGAAAAGGACUAGAAGAAAUCAUCAACAUACUUAAUACGCCGGUAGCGAAACAACCAAAAAAGAAAGAAAAACACAGAGAUAAAAGCAAAGAAAGGACUAUAGACGAACCAGACGAUGCAAAGAAAAAAGAUAAAGGAAAGGACAAAAAGAAGAAAAAUGUUCACUUCGAAACGACCCCGCCCCCUGUUCAGUGGUCACCAUAUGGCUGCCAUUAUUACCCCGAUCCCAAAUACUUCCCCAAGCCCAAACUAAGCUCGCUACCCACCGAACCACUUAAAAAAGGUGAGCAAUACUUUUUGGAUUUGGCUGGAAACAUUAAAAAGGGACCCAUCGGAGCUGGAUACACUUGCUACUGUGCACCUUUCUUCAAGCAUAUGGAAGAAAAAUUAAACGAAGACAAGAAAGAUUUAAAGCGACAUAUCGACAAAGCCCACGAAAGAUUAGAUCAAAAAGUCACAGAUUUAGAAAUGAAAACGCAAGGACAGAUUUCAGAACUAACUAAAUUUGUAGCUGCUGAAAGAGCUCUUUGUAAAGAAAGGCAUAAGCAUUUAGAGCAAUGGAUAACGAGAGGCAUGGUGUUCAGAGCUUCAGAAAGAACGAGAAAGUUAGACUUUAGUCCAAAAGGGUCCGUAGAUAUAGCACCUAUUAAAAGAACUAGGAGCUUAGAACUCUUAGAUGCAAACUCCGAAGAAUGGAACAAAGUUCAUAGAAUCAUAAAAAAAUUCGAUAAUAACACUGAACAAUUUGAAACUAAUGCCAAAGAAUUGAACGAUAGCAAUAUGAACUCUAAAAGCACCGAAUGUCUAGAUAAUAGGUCACCUAUAAAUCAAAGGCGAAAGUAUAUUCUUAAAAAUUCUAGAAGUAGUGACCAAUUAGACGCUGGACCAAGUAGAUCUAAUCAUACAAUAUCAAUUACGAAUGUAUGCGAGGAUAAUAGUUGCUUGCAGAAUGUUACAGCAGAAAUUCACCUCAAAGCUGAUAAAAUUGUUGUGUCUGAAUCACCAGUUUCAAUGGAGGUCCAAGGUAUCACAGAAAGGUAUACGUUACCAAGCGAACAAUCAACUACCAAGUCACCUAGCAGUAGUAACCGACAGUCAGACUUUAAAGCUAGUGAUUCUGAAGGUGAAGUUGUACACAGAAGUAAUAUAGAAAGCUCCCAAAAUACACCUACGUGGAAAAGUCAAGUGCUUCAAAGAACGGCUGAUGAUAUCAGAAAACGAGGAAUGCUUGAAAAGGAAAUGUCAAAUGUAAUAUCUAGAAAUUCUAAAUCCUUAGAUAUAUCACAAGAUGGCUAUGUUAAGCUUCAUAAACAAGUUAAUUACCCGUCGAGUGAAGAUAGUGGUUUAGAAAAAGAAAAUAGAAAAUCCGUUCAAGAGUUAGUGGCUCAAGUGGAACACCAACAGAGAUGCACCUCUCCAGAAAGAACACCUUUACCCAGAAAUGCACCCACCGAUAUCCCAAAAGUUCCUAUUAUUCCGCCUAAAGUUCAACCGAGUAUACUUAAAAUGCCUCAACAGCCGCAAAGGCCAGCGCCUGUUUUAAAAGAAAAACCACCGAAAAGCAAAAGGUUCAGUUUGCACAACCUGAUACCGUUCCCAACGAGAAAAACAUUUCAAACACCGCCUAAAGAUAAUGGCAAUAAUUCUGAAAGUAGUGACGAAGAAGAUAGUCCCAUAAGGAGCACAAACCAACCCGGACCUAUGCGAAAUUCAAAUUUACUUCAAACACUGCCAUUGCCAAAUUAUGAAACUAUGUCUAGCAAAUCCCACUCGCCUGCGCCACAAAAAGCACAACCACAAAGCAAAGCUUACCAUACGGAGGAAAUGCGCUCCAUGAUUCCAAAAGACGCCUAUUUUCACGAGCUUCCAACCAGACAAAUCAAUCAUCAAAUGCCUUACAGAGAUAUGUUAGAAGAUGGGCUCGCAACACCUCAAUACCCUUGUCAACCCCAGUAUGAUUACAAUGAGCCGGGACUACCCCAAACACAAAUACAAGGUCGAAACAGAAAUCCUUUGUACCACCACCAGACUGGAGUGUUCGAUGCAAUGAUGCAGGAUCAUAUAAUGAGGGAGAUGGAACGGAUACCUCACCGGUACAGUGAUCAUUUGGACCAAAAUACUGAAAUUGAAAUCGCUAACCAGAACGAUCACUUUCGCGGCGGUUACUACGGUAACCGUCCACCAGUGUACCCAAACUUUAGAGGGAAUUCACAUGGCUUAAGGAAACCACCUCCUGACCACAAUUUGCUGCAUAGCCGUUUGCAGUCCUUAGCAAUUAAUACCCAUUUAACCGAAACUCAAAGCCAAACUGACAGAGAAUCACAUAAUGAUUCGGGGUAUAGUACCAAAGUCUACGGGAGUUCUCAAGGUCCCUCUCCUAGUCUAUCCGGCCACGUAGAAGGCUCUGACAACCUUUCAGGACAAAGAGUUAAUAUCCUGCCAACUGGGAAAGGAAUUGCUGGACAGAUUGGUACUUCUAGUUUGGUUUAA